AUGACACAUCUUUCCAGCAUGAAAUCCCUUGUACUUGCCAUUCUCGCUUUGGUAUUUGCAUUGAACCACGUCGACGCGUUAGUCUUCCAGAGGGCUCCAAAUGUCAGCCCUCUACUUUCUAAGCUGGACGCCUUGAUUGAAUCGACCUCCAGCAAUCCAAACGAUCCAAAUACACAAGAGGAAAUAAAAGCAAUGAUGGUGAAUAUCAGUGAAUCGCGACAAGGCGAUCAACGGAAGAAGCUCCCAGGGCAGUGGGAACUCAUAUUUACAACCGAGAAGGAGGUGAACUUUUUCAAAACUAGCUGGCCCUUUGCCUCUGUGAGCGACAUUGUCCAAGAUCUCGAUUUGUACAACAGCCAAAGUAUUGACAAUUCAAUCAACUUUGAAACGGGUGGAAAGUUUGCUGUAACUGGAACCGCAAAGGCCAUUGACGGUGACAGUGAAUUCGACCGUGUUGGUUUUGAGUUUAAAAGUGCGGCGAUCACUGCAUGGGACAAAACCUUUCAGAUUCCACCGGUUGGCGCCGGGUGGUUUGACACGAUGUACUGCGAUGACUGCUAUCGUUUGAGCCAAGAUGUAAGAGGUGAUUGGUCAGUCUUUCGUAGAAGAUAG
Cylindrotheca closterium is the source of this 612-nucleotide messenger RNA. NCBI's taxonomy places the organism in Eukaryota, Bacillariophyta, Bacillariophyceae, Bacillariales, Bacillariaceae. The record is from the annotation of a GenBank genome assembly.